This is a messenger RNA of Psammomys obesus (fat sand rat), 3450 nucleotides long. RefSeq names its product eukaryotic elongation factor 2 kinase (gene Eef2k). The record is from RefSeq and is a predicted model, not a curated record. Lineage: Eukaryota; Metazoa; Chordata; Mammalia; Rodentia; Muridae. Gene Ontology annotation, biological process: protein phosphorylation. Gene Ontology annotation, molecular function: elongation factor-2 kinase activity; calcium ion binding; ATP binding. The coding region runs from base 371 to 2545 and encodes 724 amino acids. The transcript has 18 exons.
CAGCCUCCAGCCCAGCCUCGGCUCUGGACCCAGCCUCCGGCUCCAGCCCCAGCUGCAGCCACAACUCCCGCCGGAUCCCCCCUCCAGCGCGCGCUCGGCUCCUGAGCUCGGACGUCUCCACGCGCCCCACGGCGGCUGUGGGCCUGGCUCUCCGUCGCCUGCGCUCGUGUCCCGGGAUCCUCCACCCGCCCUGCACCCUGGAGCGCCCGGCCGCGAGCCUCUGCCAGCUCCUCGGGAUCCUUGCGGCCGUGGGCAGCGGCUGCCGCGCCUGUGCCCCUGCGGGAGGACCGUCCUCGCUGCACGCGCGCAGUGUGCGCAGUAACUCUGGCUGCACAGGGGAGCCCCCGGGGAACACGGGCGCCGCUGCAACAUGGCAGACGAAGACCUCAUCUUCCGCCUGGAAGGGGUUGACGGCGGCGGGUCCUCCCGAGCUGGCCACGACGGCGACUCCGACGCAGACAGUGACGAUGACGAGGGCUACUUCAUCUGCCCCAUCACUGAUGACCCCGUGUCCAACCGGAACGUCAGCUCCAAGGCCCAGAACUACUACAGCAACCUAGCGAAAAGCGAGUGCGGCUCCACAGGGUCACCGGCCGGCUCCUUCCACUUCAAGGAAGCCUGGAAGCACGCGAUUGAGAAGGCCAAGCACAUGCCCGACCCCUGGGCUGAGUUCCAUCUUGAGGACAUCGCCACGGAACAUGCCACUCGGCACAGGUACAACGCUGUCACCGGGGAAUGGCUGAAGGACGAGGUUCUGAUCAAGAUGGCGUCUCAGCCCUUCGGCCGUGGAGCAAUGAGGGAGUGCUUCAGGACGAAGAAACUCUCCAACUUUUUGCAUGCCCAGCAAUGGAAGGGGGCCUCCAACUACGUGGCCAAACGCUACAUCGAGCCUGUGGACAGGAGCGUGUACUUUGAGGAUGUGCAGCUCCAGAUGGAGGCGAAGCUCUGGGGAGAGGAAUACAACCGGCACAAGCCCCCCAAACAGGUGGAUAUCAUGCAGAUGUGCAUCAUUGAGCUGAAGGACAGACAAGGCCAGCCCCUCUUCCACCUGGAGCACUACAUUGAGGGCAAUUACAUCAAGUAUAAUUCCAACUCAGGCUUUGUCCGUGAUGACAACAUCCGACUAACACCACAGGCCUUCAGCCAUUUCACAUUUGAGCGUUCUGGCCAUCAGCUGAUUGUGGUGGACAUCCAGGGUGUGGGUGACCUCUAUACCGACCCACAGAUCCACACGGAAAAAGGCACUGACUUUGGAGACGGGAAUCUCGGUGUCCGGGGAAUGGCUCUCUUCUUCUAUUCUCAUGCCUGCAACCGUAUUUGCAAGAGCAUGGGCCUUGCACCCUUUGACCUCUCGCCACGGGAGCAGGACGCGGUGAAUCAGAGCACCAAGCUAUUGCAAUCAGCCAAGACCAUCUUGAGGGGGACAGAGGAGAAGUGCGGGAGUCCCCGCAUAAGGACACUCUCUGGAAGCAGGCCCCCCUUGCUCCUUCGCCUUUCGGAGAACUCCGGGGAUGAGAACGUGAGCGAUGUGACCUUUGACUCUCUGCCUUCCUCCCCAUCUUCAGCCACUCCACACAGCCAGAAACUGGACCACCUCCACUGGCCAGUGUUUGGUGACCUCGAUAACAUGGGCCCCAGAGACCACGACCCUGUGGACAAUCACCGGGACUCUGAGAACAGUGGGGACAGUGGAUACCCAAGCGAGAAGCGAAGUGACCUGGAUGACCCUGAGCCCCGAGAACAUGGCCACUCCAAUGGCAACCGAAGGCCGGAAUCAGAUGAGGACAGCCUGGGCAGCUCUGGUCGGGUCUGUGUGGAGACAUGGAACCUGCUCAAUCCUUCCCGCCUGCACCUGCCGAGGCCCUCGGCUGUGGCCCUGGAAGUGCAAAGGCUAAAUGCCCUGGACCUUGAGAGGAAAAUCGGGAAGUCUGUUUUGGGGAAGGUCCAUCUGGCCAUGGUACGGUACCACGAGGGCGGGCGCUUCUGUGAGAAGGAUGAGGAAUGGGACCGAGAGUCAGCCAUCUUCCACCUGGAGCAUGCAGCCGACCUGGGAGAACUGGAGGCCAUCGUGGGCCUGGGCCUCAUGUACUCUCAGCUGCCCCACCACAUCCUGGCUAAUGUCUCUCUGAAGGAGACAGACGAGAACAAGAUGAAAGGCUUCGAGUACUUACUGAAGGCGGCAGAAGCUGGUGACAGGCAGUCCAUGAUCCUAGUGGCCCGAGCUUUUGACACUGGCCUGAACCUCAGCCCAGACAGGUGUCAAGAUUGGUCAGAAGCCUUACACUGGUACAGCACAGCCCUGGAGACAACGGACUGUGAUGAAGGUGGAGAAUACGAUGGGAUACAGGAUGAGCCCCAGUAUGCACUGUUGGCCAGGGAGGCAGAGAUGCUGCUCACUGGUGGAUUUGGGCUGGACAGGAACCCCCAGCGAUCAGGAGACUUGUACACGCAGGCGGCUGAGGCAGCGAUGGAAGCCAUGAAGGGCCGGCUAGCCAACCAAUACUAUGAGAAAGCAGAAGAGGCCUGGGCUCAGAUGGAGGAAUGAUGCUCCCAUAAGAUCACUGCCAGCUAGUCCCAAGGAGAAGGGCUAGGGAGAGGGGAGGGGGGACUCUUUUCUUCUGGGAGGAGACAAAUAGUUUUACAAAACUAUAAAUUCACUUUUGUAUUUCAUUUUUUUGCCUCUUGUCAAAGUCUUUGCGAUUGGCAGAGACACUAUAACUGCCCUUUAGGGGCAGUAUUUUGUUCUGUUUGUUUGUUGAGGUUCCAUUUUUCUUUCUUUGUCCUGAGAGGUAAGGAAGUAUCUUUCUGCCUGGAGGAACAGACAGCGUCAGGGCUUAUCAUGCCAGCCUUUGCAGGCUGGACUCGAAUCUCAGGGUCUCCGAGCCAUGUGUUGGGAAUCCAGAUGGAAAAUGAAGACCUUUCCAUUAACUCUCCAUAACGAGUCUUUAAGCUUCGAGAGGGGUGUGUGGUAUUUUUUUUACUCAGUGGAUGUGAGAUUGUUCAGCAGCUAGACUCCUUUAUAUUAUGGGGAAAUUAUUGUGUAAAUUUUUGAUAAUGUUCACCACUGUGCACCUGAUCUUGGCAUACAGCCAAAUUCCUUUUUUUUUUUUUUAGCACACUUCCUACUUUGGAAGCAGAUAUACCUCAAAGCUUUCAUAGAAAGACCAUGGCUUAGGAGCUGGGUGACCUUCCUGCAAAUGGAAGUGCCCUCUGCAUGCUGUGGCACACCCAAUAUAGGGCUGAAGCACUCCUGUGCAAAAUUCCAUGGUUGUUUCUUACUGUGGCGUUUUGAAGAUCCUGGGCUCAGCCAGCUGUCCUGGGCGUUUUCCGCUUGAAGCUGGGUUUCAAUGGUCAUCUGCAGCAAGUGGCUUUCCGCUGCAGCCCCCUAAGAUUUGUCGAAGAUGUUUGAGACUGGGGGUGGAGGUGGGGCAAAUAAAGACUGUAAACACA